UAGCUAUUUAAGUUUUUAGUCGUUGAUGAAAAGUUGAAAUAAAAAAAAGGAAAGAAGAAUUUUUUUUGUAUUGGAUUUUUUUUUUUUUUUUAAACAAUAAUAAUGGAGGCGGUGCCUAUGGAAAGUUCAUUUUUUUCAUCGCCACUUUUAUAUCCCUUAUUGACAAUAGUGACAGUUUUAUUUGCCCUUUAUUAUUACACUGAAUCAACGCGUUUAGUUAAACUUGGAAAAAAAUUGCCUGGACCCCCAACGGUACCAUUUCUUGGCAAUGCCCUAAUAGCUGUUAAUGUAAAACCAAAAGAUGUUUUGAGUAAAAUUCUCGAGCUCGAUAUUUAUGGAAAUGUGGUUCGAGCAUUUUUAGGACCAAAACUUGUUGUUUUCCUCUCAGAUCCAAGGGAUGUUGAACUUAUACUCGGCAGUCAUGUUCAUAUUGACAAAUCACCGGAGUACAGAUUCUUCAAGCCCUGGUUAGGCGAGGGUCUAUUGAUAAGUACAGGAGAAAAAUGGAGGACGCACAGAAAAAUAAUUGCCCCCGCAUUUCAUUUGAAUGUUCUGCGAUCAUUUGUCCCCUAUUUCUAUGAAAAUAGUCGUGAUCUUGUUAUGAGAUUGAAGAAAGAGGCUGGAAAUGAAUUUGAUGUUCAUGAUUAUAUGUCAAGUAUCACUGUUGAUAUUCUAUUGGAGACUGCAAUGGGUCUUCGAGGUGAAAAUAAGGAAAAAAGUGGUUUCGAUUACGCCAUGGCAGUUAUGAAAUUGUGUCAAAUUAUUCAUCAACGACAUUAUGAUGUAUUAUUGAGGCUCGAUGCACUAUUUCAAUUUACAAAUUUCGCCAAACAAGAGGUGAAAUUAUUGAAUACAAUUCAUGGCCUCACUUCACGUGUUAUUCGUAAACGUAAAGCCGAAUACGCCGCCAAAGGACAACUCUCACUUGCCGAGAAGGAGAAGCAAAAGGAGGAGGAACUCAAGAAAAUUAUCGAAAAUGUUAAGGCAGAUGAGAAAAAAUCGACUUACACAAAUUUGCAUUAUGUGCGUGAUGAUUUGGAUGAAAUUGACGAAAAUGACGUUGGUGAGAAAAAAAGAUUAGCCUUCUUGGACUGCCUGCUGGAAGUGUCAAGAGGUGAUGGUCCAAAAUUAAGUGAGGCGGAAGUGGAAGAGGAAGUGAACACAAUUAUGUUUGAGGGUCACGAUACAACAGCGUCUGGGUCCAGUUUUGCCCUUUGUGUCCUCGCAGCUCGUCAGGAUAUUCAAGACAAAGUUUAUGAGGAAAUAAAUGAGAUCUUCAAUGGGUCUGAUAGACCGUGCACCUUCCAGGACACAAUUGAAAUGAAAUAUUUGGAAAGAGUAAUUUUAGAAACUCUCCGAUUAUAUCCACCUGUACCUGCAAUUGCAAGACAACUCAAUCAAGACGUAAAACUUGCUUCUGGAGAUUAUACAGUACCAAAGGGAUGUACAGUUGUUAUUGCACAAUAUAAAAUACAUCGUUUAGAAGAAUAUUAUCCAAAUCCUGAAGAAUUCAAUCCGGACAAUUUUUUGCCCGAAAAAAUGCAAAAUCGUCAUUAUUAUUCCUAUAUUCCAUUCAGCGCUGGUCCCAGAUCCUGCGUUGGAAGGAAAUUCGCAAUGCUAAAAUUGAAAGUAUUGCUCUCAACAAUUUUGCGGAAUUAUAAAAUUAAAUCAAACUUUUCCGAAAAGGACUUUAAAUUACAAGUUGACAUCAUUCUCAAAAGGUCAGAUGGAUUUAAAGUAUCUCUCGAACCACGAGUCAAAGCCAGUGCAUAGAUUAUAAUUUAAAUUAUUAUCUUACAUUUUAUUAUAAUAUUAUUAUUAUUAUUAUUAUUCAUAUAAAACAUAUAUUGUAUAUUUAUGGCAUUAAGUUUUUUCGAAAACAAAUAAAUAAAAAUCACAAUUUUACAAAACUUCAGUCGAAAUCAUUUAAAAUUUUUUUCUUUUUUCUCUUUUUAACAAAUUAACAUUUUAGAAUUAACGAUAGGUAUACAGUGUGUUAAUUGUAAUAUAUUAAUUAAAUUAAUAAAAUUUAUUGAUACCGCUAA
Leptopilina heterotoma is the source of this 2045-nucleotide messenger RNA. RefSeq names its product cytochrome P450 4g15-like. The transcript has 9 exons. Lineage: Eukaryota; Metazoa; Arthropoda; Insecta; Hymenoptera; Figitidae. Gene Ontology annotation, molecular function: iron ion binding; heme binding; monooxygenase activity. The coding region runs from base 103 to 1773 and encodes 556 amino acids. The record is from RefSeq and is a predicted model, not a curated record.